UUCUCCACCACAUUUCCCACACUCUCAUCUCUAUAAUCAAUUAGUAGCUCCUUUUUAAUUCAUUGAUGGCAGGGCCGAAGAUGCAACUCCUCAUCUCCGCCCUUCUCCUCGCCGCCUGCGCCCUCGCCCAUGCGCAGAACUGUGGGUGCACAUCAGACCUAUGCUGCAGCAAGUUCGGCUACUGCGGCUCCGGAGACCCCUACUGUGGCGACGGCUGCCAGUCGGGGCCUUGUUAUAAUCAGCCACCGUCCGGUGGCGGUGGUGGUGGCGGAGUCUCUGUGGCGGACGUGGUGACACAACAGUUCUUCGACAGCAUUAUUGGCCAAGCAGCGGGUGGUUGCGAAGGGAAAGGAUUUUACACCAGACAGGCGUUCAUCGAUGCGGUUAAUCAGAAGUACUCUGGCUUCGGUCAGGAUGCUACCGCCGAUGACUCUAAGCGAGAGAUCGCUGCUUUCUUUGCCCAUGCCACUCACGAGACCGGAUACUUUUGCUACGUAGAAGAGGUGGACAAAUCAAACUCUUACUGUGACACGAGAUAUCCGCAAUAUCCAUGCGCAUCGGGUAAGAAGUACUAUGGUCGUGGUCCACUUCAAAUCACUUGGAACUACAACUACGCCCUUGCUGGUAAAGAUAUUGGUUUUGACGGACUCAAAUCGCCUGAGACCGUCUCCAAUGAUGUUGUCGUUUCCUUCAAGACGGCUCUCUGGUUUUGGAUGAAUAAUGUUCAUCGUGUUGUCAACCAGGGCUUUGGUGCAACAAUACGUGCCAUAAAUAGCAUUGAGUGCAACGGCGGCAACACUGGGGAGAUGAAUGAUCGUGUUAACAUCUACAAAAACUACUGCAGCCAGUUCGGUGUCUCCCCGGGAGAUCAUCUCACUUGUUAAUGGUAUAUGUAUUAUGUUGUAAGGUUUUUUAUCAUGAAAUAAUGGAAUAAGCAAUG
Molecule: messenger RNA, 940 nt
Organism: Dendrobium catenatum
Lineage: Eukaryota; Viridiplantae; Streptophyta; Magnoliopsida; Asparagales; Orchidaceae
Product: chitinase 4
Exons: 2
Coding region: 66-884 (272 amino acids)
Biological process (GO): cell wall macromolecule catabolic process; carbohydrate metabolic process; chitin catabolic process
Molecular function (GO): chitinase activity; chitin binding
Source: RefSeq, a predicted model, not a curated record